AUGGCCAUUAGACGCCGGUUUCGCUCCUCCUCUGCAGUGCAUGAAAUUCAUAUCAAGAGACGCACCACUAGCAUCUGUCAAUCCUGCCCUGUGUCUUCAGAACUUUCCUCUUCCUCCACCCUUGAUGCAACGUCCGAUGACGUCGAGAUCGCCAGACAGUUUUGGGACGGCAUCGAACAGACCGGGAUUGCAACCAUGAAAACGUCCGACCCGAAGGAGAGCUGGUCUCUCAGAAAGUUCUGGGACGAACACGUUGCGGUGGAAAUGGAGUUUGGGUAUAAUGCACGAGAACAUAUCACGAAUGAGGAGACAUUCAUCAGCUGGUUCGAGUUCGCAUUUGGAAUGGCGGGCUUCGGCCUGGUCGUGCUGCAGUUUGGCAUUCUGCAUGGGCGGUUCAUUGAAUCCAAGGUUGCUGCACAGUUAGGGAAAGCGGUGGCGUGCGCCAGCUUUGUUAUCAGCAUCCUCUGUGUGGUCGUUGGUGCAUAUCGAUUCUUUCGCCAGCAAAAUGCUCUCCUUCGAGGGCAGAUCUGUUUGGGUGGCCUCUCCAUGUUCUCUGCUAUAUUUUUGUUCAGCCUGGUAUCGGUGGGCAGCACAGUGAUUACUUGGAUAGGCCUGUUUUAG
Cladophialophora psammophila CBS 110553 is the source of this 621-nucleotide messenger RNA. RefSeq lists its product as uncharacterized. The transcript has a single exon. The record is from RefSeq and is a predicted model, not a curated record. Bases 1 to 621 code for a protein of 206 amino acids. NCBI's taxonomy places the organism in Eukaryota, Fungi, Ascomycota, Eurotiomycetes, Chaetothyriales, Herpotrichiellaceae.